Messenger RNA from Lotus japonicus, 1762 nucleotides. RefSeq names its product coumaroyl-CoA:anthocyanidin 3-O-glucoside-6''-O-coumaroyltransferase 1-like. The transcript has a single exon. The record is from RefSeq and is a predicted model, not a curated record. Bases 568 to 1533 code for a protein of 321 amino acids. Lineage: Eukaryota; Viridiplantae; Streptophyta; Magnoliopsida; Fabales; Fabaceae.
UAGAUAUUUUCAUGCCUGUGGCUUAAAAAACUGAAAAUCCAUGAUUCCUGUUGUUCUUUCUUUCGUCUACUUAAACCUUGUGCCUUUUCAUAGUUAAUAGCAAACAUGGCUCAUAAAAUCAAUGGUGACACAGUGGUGGUCUAAGAGCGGUUUGAGGUUGCUCCACCACCAGGCUCAGUUCCCUCAACCACUCUUCCCCUCACUUUCUUUGAUAUUCCAUGGUUUUACUCUCCUCCUGUUCAACGCAUCUUCUUUUAUGAGUUCCCACACCCUACCCAACAUUUCCUCCAAGUAGCAAUCCCCACUCUCAAGCACUCACUUACCAUAACUCUCCAACACUUCUUCCCCUUCGUUUCCAAUCUCAUUGUCCCUCCACAACCCUAUGUAGACACCCCUUACAUCCGCUACCUCCACGGAGACUCUCUCCCCUUCACCGUGGCAGAGUCUAAUUCAGACUUUGACCACCUUGUUUCAGAUUCUCCACAGGAUGUUCGAAACUGGCACCCCCUUGUUCCCACCUUGCCCUCACCUCUCAUAGAGGAAGACGGCACGUGUGUGAAACCUCUCAUGGCCAUUCAGGUAACUGUCCUACCAAACUCUGGAUUCAGUAUCAGCCUCACGUUCCACCACAUUGUUGCGGACGGAAGAUCACUUCACCAUUUCAUCAAGCUUUGGGCCUCUGUUUGCAAAAAAACAGGGGAUUCAACUUCCCCUAAAGCCACUUUGUCUCUUCCUUUCCAUGACAGAGACAAAGUCAAAGACUCGAAGGGGCUUAAGCUCAUCUACUUACAAGAGCUUGAACUCCAACAUCCACCACCAGAAAUUACGGGUUACAUGCAAGAUGUUUUCACUGACAAGGUACGCGUCACUCUUGUGUUGAGUCGUGAACGAGUUGAUCAACUUAAGAAAUGGAUCACUCAUAAAAGUAUCAGCUACGAUUCAGGGACACAACACAUGUCAACCUUCGUGGUCGCAUGUUCCUUAGUUUGGGUCAGUAUGAUAAAAUUAGAGCAGAGAAAAGGUGAUUAUUGUGUUGCAAAAGGCUCGGAUGAACUCUGCUACUUUUUGUUUCUAGCAGAUUGUCGUGGUCGUCCUGAAUUAUCAUUCCCUUCAACUUACUUUGGGAAUUGUCUUGCUUUUUGCACUGUGGCAAUGAAGAAGGAUGAGGUGGUGGGAGAAAAUGGCCUUAUUGAGGUUGCAAAUGCUGUUGAGAGGGAGAUUAGAAAUUGGAAGAGUGAUCCUUUACAAAAUGCUGAAACAUCCAUAUCGGAUUAUAGAGAAUUAUUGAAGCCAGGUAAGUCUUUGCUAACAAUUGGAGGGUCGCCAAAACUGGCGGUAUACGAGACCGAUUUUGGGUGGGGGAAACCUAAGAAAUCUGAAUCAGUUCAUCUUGAUACAUUUAGAAUAGUUUCUAUGUCUGAUUGUAGAGACAAAGAUGGUGGUAUGGAGGUUGGUUUGGCGCUUGAAAAGGUUCGAAUGAAUGAUUUCAUCAACAUCUUGGAACAACAAUUCAGUAAAGUGGUGUGUGAUUGAACUAUAUAUUCACAAUACCACCCGGUUUCGUUUGACUCUUCUUUAGUUUAAUUUUUUCUUUCCAGUUCUAAACACCCCAUUCCACAUGUUUGUUUAGGUGCAGUUCUUAAUAAGUACAGUGAUUGCUCAAGGUGUGUUGUAUAGUGAUUAGAAGAAGUUUUCAUGGUGUGUUGCUGGUGGUGAUUCCUAUUGCAAUUAAAUUCCUUCCUACUAUGUGAUUGCAGGUCAA